CCUGUUUUUGUGCACAGCUCCAGAGCUGCUGGCAGCGAGACACAGAGGAGCCUCCCGAGAUCUCCCCGCUGGCAGCCUGAGCAAAGCUCUGCCAACCUGUCAGUCCAGCCAUGCAAGAAGAGACAGAGAGAGACAGAGCAAAAGAAAGGAGGGAGUGAAGCAGAGAUUCUUUCAAACCUCAGCAGGACAUUAAGAGAUUUCCAAUGAACAAGGAAAACAACUCCUGGCACCUUCUGUAAGCUGAAGCAGAGAUGAGGAAGGUGAAUGACCAAAGUGGCUGCUACAGGCCUGUAAAUAUCCAGGGAAACAAAGUCAGUUACCGCAGCACCUGUCGGGAGAGCCCGGAAAAGGAGGUGAAAAGGCUGCAGAAGAGAUUUCUCCACAAGGAUGGCAGCUGCAACGUCUACUUCAAGCACAUCUUCGGGGAGUGGGAGAGCUACGUGGUGGACAUUUUCACCACGCUGGUGGACAUCAAGUGGCGCCACAUGUUUGUGAUUUUCUCCCUGUCCUACGUGCUCUCGUGGCUGUUCUUCGGCCUGGUGUUCUGGCUGAUUGCCGUCCAGCACGGGGACCUGUUCAACGAUGAGGAGGUCACGCCCUGUGUGGCAAACGUGCACAGCUUCACGGGAGCCUUCCUGUUCUCCCUGGAGACCCAGACCACCAUCGGGUACGGGUACCGCUGCGUGACCGAGGAGUGCUCGCUCGCCAUCCUCAUGGUGAUCCUGCAGUCGGUGCUCAGCUGCAUCAUCGACACCUUCAUCAUCGGGGCGGCCUUGGCCAAGAUGGCCACGGCCCGCAAGAGGGCCCAGACCAUCCGCUUCAGCUACUACGCCGUGGUCGGGCUGAGGGACGACAAAUUCUGCCUGAUGUGGCGCAUCGGGGACUUCCGGCCCAACCACAUGGUGGAGGGCUCGGUGCGCGCGCAGCUGCUGCGCUACAGGGAGGACAAGGAGGGCAGGAUGACCAUGGAGUACCGCGACCUGAAGCUGCUCAACGACCAGAUCAUCCUGGUCACGCCGGUCACCGUCGUCCACGAGAUCGACAGCGACAGCCCCUUGUACAGCCUGGACCGCAAAGCUCUGGCCAAGGACAACUUUGAGAUCUUGGUGACGUUCGUCUACACGGGGGACUCCACGGGCACCUCCCACCAGUCGCGCAGCUCCUACGUCCCCAGAGAGAUCCUGUGGGGCCACAGGUUCAACGAUGUGCUGCACGUCAAGAAGAAGUACUACAAGGUGGACUGCUUGCAAUUUGAGGAGACCACGGAGGUGUACGCCCCUCACUGCAGCGCCAUGCAGCUGGAGCAGAAGGAGCAGGAGUGGAACCGUGCUGAGAAGACGCGGGAAAAGCAAGGGGAGAAGUCAGCCCUGGAAAUCAAGUACAGCCAAAAGCCCCUCAGCGCUGUCGCCCUCGUCACCAGUUGUGAGGAUCCUGAAGAGCCAGUGACAACUCCCAGCCAGCCUCCUGAAGAGGAUUCCUACAGGAAAGCAGCUGUGACCUUAAGCAGGCUCUCCAUAGAGUCCCAAAUCUGACUUUUCCUGCCCUUAAAACUCUUCCCAACAAAUUGUCCCCUCGUAGCUCCUCGAUUGCAAACAAUGAAUUUGUGUGCAGCAAUAUUUAUAUCCCAGACCUCUCUGACAGCGUGCCCACACUGUCACACACUGUCACACUCUGUCACACGCUGUCACACGUUGUCACGCACUGUCACUCGCUGUCACACCCUGCUGGGCUGCCAGGGGCAGCUCUGCACUGGCUGCUGUGGGCACAAGGGAGCAGCUUCCACUUGGGAUGCCCAGAGAGCUCCUUGAGCAAACCCUGUGUGAACUUUCCUCCCCUGCAGGGACCGGGGUUGGCCAUGCCCAGAGACACAGAAUGACCUCAGCAGGACACACAAACGAUGCCCUGGGCCCUCUGGGUAGGAGUUUCAAAGCUGCCUCGUUGGUUUGGAAGGGUUUGGAGGGAUUCCCAAUCCCUCCAGGAGGCUCUGAUGCUCCAUUAUCCCAACAAAUAAUUCCUCGGGUGCAGCCUCAUCCCAGAGCUCCUCUGAGGAAUCUACGGGGCUGUUUUUUGUAAGACAAGGGAAUCAAUGACCCCAGUGCUCCUGGGUGGCUUUGGACACGUGCUCACACUCUGCCCAGUCCUAUGGGAUCCACAGUGGGAUCCUGGAGAGCUUUCAUUCCCUAAUCAUGAGCUGACCAUGGUUAGGAGCUUUCAUUCCUAAUCAUGAGUUAAUCAUGAGCCGUUCCCUGAGGUGCUGCUCCCGCAGAUGGAAGGAAGCAGGAGGUAAAAAAAAAAUCAGAACAAGACCUCCAGUUUUAAAUCAGCAAAAUCAGGUUGAGCCUUGAGGGGAAGAUCAUGUCUGGAGUGAGCUGUGCAAUAUUUUAUAUCAAUUCCUCUUUCAUUUCAUUUUGCUUUUCUUUUUAACGUGUUGCACUUCCUUGCAAAGACAAAGAUCAACCUGCAGAACAAACAGGGUGAUUUUGUCAAAAUGAAAAAUGCUUGUCUCAGGUGGCUGAGUAAAAAUGAUCCUUCAUGGAGAAAUCCAACAACUCCUCUGUCGGCUCAAACUGGGGAAAAAAAGGAAAAGGUUCUGAAGGUGCCAGUGACGUGGAAGUUCCUGCUCUGCACACCUCUGUAAUUACGUGAGCAAUGCUUCAUCAUGCUUUUGCCCCUGAUGAUUUCAGUUCAUUUGCAUUGUGUUUAAUUAUCCUGCAAAUGUAAAAUAAUCAUAUUGAAGUUUGUGGGGUUGAUCUCACCUGCCCUUAGCAGCAGAGAAAUUCAGGGUUUGCUGCUCUCUGUGGUUACUGCAGCUCUUCUGUCUGCAUAGCAGAGUUCACUCCACCUUCCUCAGGUUUUUGGGGAGCUGAGGGCAGCAGGAUGAGCUUUUCCUGGAAAAGUUCAUCCCUAUCCAUUUAUUGCUGAAGGAGAUGAAAGGACUGCUGUGGAAAUGCUGGCUAACUUUAGGCUGCUAAAAUUAGGUCUGACGAGUCAUUCACAUCAUUCUGACUAAUUAAUUGGGUUUUUAUGAGCUCAUCAUGUUUAAUGAAGAAAAAAUAGCCUGCUAAGUGUUUUGGUUUUUUUUUUCCCCUGCAAUUUACUCCACGUAGUAGGAUUGUUGGAUUAUUUUUAAUGUAUUUCGCUUUUGCUAGCAUUUGUCUCUGGAUAAACAUGAUCCCUUCAGGUAAAACUGAUGCCUGAGGGGUGUUAGUUAUUCCAAAACUCAUUAAUUAGCCUAUUUUAUGUGCUGAUUCAUCAGCAGCAACCACUUAUAAGUGCAGUAAAAACCAUCUUCUUGUAUCCUGGAUUGAAACACUGGCAGACGUGGGGGAAAUAGUCUAGAAAAAAAAAAUGGAAAGGAAUGUAGGAAAAUGUGGAAGGGUCUCAGUACUUCUGUGGUGUUGGAAAAAACACCAUUGGGAUUGAAUAAAAUAGAGUAUCACCUUCCAGACAUGGGAAUUAACCCUUCCACUCCCCUCAGAUCCUGCCUGGGAUGCUUUUAUUUAAUGCUGGGCACCCCGAUUUGGGAAAGAUGAGGAGCAAUUGGGAUGUGUGGGAAAGCUGUCAAUGGGAAGGAGGGAAAUGGCUCACGGUGUUUCUGUCCUAAAAAGGGUUGGGAGGCAGAGAGUUCUCAAGAGCUGAGAGACAGAGGACUCUCAAACACAGAAACUGCUUUUGGAGAGGGUGAAAUCUGGGGCUGGGAGAGGAUGGGACAGGAAAAGGUGGGAUUAAACUGGGGGAAAAGGGAGGGAAAAUAAUUAGGAAACACUUAACGAGGGUGAGUGAGACAGAGGUGAGGGUUUGUAACCCCUGUGGUGGCUCUGGGAAACCUGGUGGAGGAGGAAGCAGAGUCAGGGGUGAGACAGAAAGGCCAGCCUGGCACUUCCCAAGCCUUCUGCUCUGUGAUCCCAGGAUUUCCACCCACAGGGGAUGUCCCACGCUGACACAGCUGCACUGCUGGCUCUGCAAGAGCCCAGCCACAGUGCAAAGGGCUCAGAGAGGUGAGAUGUUCCUGAGAGAAGUGACCAAAACCCCCUCGUUCCUUCCCAAGGUGCCCAUUCCUGGUGCUGUGAAGCUGGGGAGCUCAGCUGCCUUUCCCUCCCCCAGUUCCCUUCCCUUCCCUGUGAGUUUCUGGAAAAAAAUUCUUCCUUUGGAAUGGCUUUGCUGGAAGUGAAAGCACCAGGAGUCAGAUUUAGGGGUUUGUCCUGUGGGUUUUGGCACUGAGAGAUACAAAUAAUAAAUACAAAUACAUGAGAAUGGCUGCUAAGGUGUGCCUGGGUCAGCUGAUGAGGGUCAGGAAGAAACUUCUCUCCCGGGCAUGUUAAUUCACAAAAAGCCUCUUUAUAAUUUCUUCUACUUUUAUCCCAGCCCGUGCUAGAGACAGGAUUCCAAGGAACCACUGCUCUCAACCAGCCUGGCUUUUUUUUCCUGUGUGUUACUUUAAUUUCCUUUAUCCCAGUACAAACACUAUGUAUAAUAAUGAUGAAUAGCAAAGCAUGCAGUUCUUCUUCUUUUUUUUUUUUUUUAAUGAAUAAAGACAUCAAAAUAAAGAACAUUCCCCUGCCACACA
Molecule: messenger RNA, 4567 nt
Organism: Taeniopygia guttata (zebra finch)
Lineage: Eukaryota; Metazoa; Chordata; Aves; Passeriformes; Estrildidae
Gene: KCNJ16
Product: potassium inwardly rectifying channel subfamily J member 16
Biological process (GO): regulation of monoatomic ion transmembrane transport; potassium ion import across plasma membrane
Cellular component (GO): plasma membrane
Molecular function (GO): inward rectifier potassium channel activity
Source: RefSeq, a predicted model, not a curated record